Carassius gibelio (silver crucian carp) is the source of this 2266-nucleotide messenger RNA. Its product is annotated as gastrula zinc finger protein XlCGF57.1. Gene Ontology annotation, biological process: regulation of transcription by RNA polymerase II. Gene Ontology annotation, molecular function: RNA polymerase II cis-regulatory region sequence-specific DNA binding; DNA-binding transcription activator activity, RNA polymerase II-specific. The transcript is spliced from 3 exons. The coding region runs from base 368 to 1891 and encodes 507 amino acids. Gene Ontology annotation, cellular component: nucleus. The record is from RefSeq and is a predicted model, not a curated record. NCBI's taxonomy places the organism in Eukaryota, Metazoa, Chordata, Actinopteri, Cypriniformes, Cyprinidae.
UAAUAAUUGUUUAAUGUAACUAGUUUAAUAUUUCUCUCUAAGUGAACGUGACUGAAAUUAAAUAUGAAACGUCACACAAUAUAUUGUUGAGCAAUAUAAAGUCUCUUUCAUGAAAGCCACGAUAUGAAAACAUAUCCACGUAGUCAAUGGUCCAUUCUGCGAUAGGUGGCGAUAAUUCACUAAUAUACGAACCGCUGUGAAACAAGAAGAUGACGUCACAACCAGCGUCAGUCAGCGUUGGGUCUCCUGAGUUUUAUUGCCCCAUCACACAGCAGUUCACCCACAGUUCAGCGUCUUCACAGUAAAAGAUGGAAUGUUCCCAUUAGUCUAAAAGCGAAGAAGAUAAAGUUUGUGAAAGAAAGUAAACAUGAAUGAUCCAGAGCCCUCCGGAAUAAAACUGGAAGAUAUGGAACAACAAAUAGACCUGAUAGAAGAGUACGAGGAGACUGAAGAACUGAUGGAAGAAGGGGAGAUGCAUCAGGUCAAAACUGAAGAAACAUCCCGGAGUCCCUCAUUGAAAAAUGACAGUAUAUGUUUCACUUGCCCUCAGUGUGGAAAGGGUUUCUCAUUCAAGCAAAAUCUUGACAUAAAAUUGCAUAAUGGAGGGAAGCCGUAUGCAUGUGAUCAGUGUGGGAAGAUUUUCACUAUAAAAACAAACCCGAUUGAACACGUGAAAAUCCACACUGCAGAGAAGCCACACAUAUGUGAUCAGUGUGGGAAGAGCUUUUCACAAAAAGGAAAACUUAACGAACACAUGAAAAUCCACACUGGCGAGAGGCCAUUCCCAUGUGAUCAGUGUGAGAAGAGAUUCACACAUAAAGGAAACCUUAAUGAACACCUGAAAAUCCACACUGGCGAGAAGCCAUAUGCAUGUGAUCAGUGCGGGAAGAGUUUUGCACAUAAAACCAACUUUAACGACCACAUGACGAUCCACACUGGAGAGAAACCACACACUUGUGCUCAGUGUGGGAAGAGUUACGCACGAAAAGGAGCCCUCAAUUAUCACAUGAAGAUCCACACCGGAGUGAAUCUGCACACGUGUGAUCAGUGUGGGAAGAGUUUCAGGUAUAAAACAAACUUUAACCGCCACAUGACAAUCCACACUGGAGAGAAACCACACACUUGUGCUCAGUGUGGGAAGAGUUAUGCACGAAAAGGAGCCCUUAAUUAUCACAUGAAGAUCCACACUGGAGUGAAUCUGCACACGUGUGAUCAGUGCGGGAAGAGUUUCAGGUAUAAAACAAACUUUAACCGCCACAUGACGAUCCACACUGGAGAGAAACCACACACUUGUGCUCAGUGUGGGAAGAGUUACGCACGAAAAGGAGCCCUCAAUGAUCACAUGAAGAUCCACACCGGAGUGAAUCUGCACACGUGUGAUCAGUGCGGGAAGAGUUUCAGAAAAUCAGGGGUUUUUAAAGUACAUCUACUUACUCAUUCUAGAGAAAGACGGUACAAUUGUGACCAAUGCGGUAAAAGUUUUUUUAGAGCAGAUUUCUUGAAGGACCACCUGAAAGUUCAUACAAAGGAGAGGCCUCACAUAUGUUCUUUGUGUGGAAAGAGUUUCAGACAGACGAGUGCAUUAAAGAGACAUCAGAAAAGACACAGUGCUGUGAAGGAUCAUGUUUGCUCUGAAUGUGGGAAGGCUUUUUUUACAGAUAGUGCACUGAAGGUGCAUCAGUCAGUUCACACUAGAGAAACACCUUAUAAGUGUUCACACUGUGACAAGAGCUUCAAACGCUCAGAAUAUCUGAAAAUACACGAGAGGAUCCACACUGGAGAGAGACUGUAUCACUGCCCUUCAUGUGGGAAGAGUUUCACUCAUUUAUCGUCUCUAUUCGGUCAUAAAAAAAAGUGCAUUUCUGAAAUUACUAGCAGUAGUUUGAGUUGAACUGUAAGACUGCAUCUAACAGUUGUUGAUAAUUGAUUAAUCCAAGGUUGUUAGAUCAAUGAAUCAACUGAUUGUUGAUCAUUUUACACCUUAAUAAUUAUGAAUUAUUUUAUUAUUUGCUAUUGAUUGCUAUUGUUGUUUAAGCUUAUGAAUAUGGUUGAUAAGAGAUUAGAGAAUGUCAUUGUUUCAAUGUUUUUAAUAUUGUGAAGCAGUGCUUUUUUCAUUGUUUUUGCUUUGGUAUAUUAGGACUUGUUGGAUUUGUACUGGCCAGACUAAGUCUGAGCUUUUAUACAAUUGCAUUCUGAAGAAGUCUUGAGCAUUGAAACAUACGCAACUAAGAUUAUUCAAUAAAUUGUGGUCUUUGUUAUGUCAUAA